Molecule: messenger RNA, 1278 nt
Organism: Puccinia triticina
Lineage: Eukaryota; Fungi; Basidiomycota; Pucciniomycetes; Pucciniales; Pucciniaceae
Exons: 3
Coding region: 1-1278 (425 amino acids)
Biological process (GO): carbohydrate metabolic process
Molecular function (GO): hydrolase activity, hydrolyzing O-glycosyl compounds
Source: RefSeq, a predicted model, not a curated record
AUGAAGGUCGGGAUUGCGGCUGCAAGCUUACUGAUACUAUGGACGAGCUUCGCGAGAGUCGACAGCCAAUCGGCCAGCAAGUCGACACCGGAACCCAACCUGCCUCUCCACUUCGAGAAGUGCACACCGGAUCACGGCUGCAAGAAAGUCCCAGGCGGGAUAACGUUAGAUGCAAAUUGGCGAGCGGUCAAAGAUUCGGCGAGCGGACGCAAGGAUUGCUUGAAUGGCAAUGGGACCAAAGGCUGGGACAAAACGCUCUGUCCUGAUCCAGAAACGUGUGCCCAGAACUGCGCCCUAGACAGUAUCGAUUACCACAAACAACGAAUCAGCACCAAUGGACGUGAUGGUAAUCAUGACUCGGUAACGCUGAAAUUGUUCAAAGAAGACGCGCGGAACACAGGAUCAAGGAUAUACCUUUUAGACGCGAGUCACCAAAGAUAUGAGAUGUUUUUUCUGCUGAAUCAAGAGCUAUCGUUCGAUGUCGAUGUCUCUCAAUCUUCGUGUGGAGUGGCCAGCGGGAUAUACUUCUCCGCAAUGCAAGCCGACGGCGGGAUGUCGAGUACUAACCAAGCUGGAGCGAAGUAUGGCACUGGGUAUUGCGAUGCACAAGGGCCCAGAGACAUGCACUUUGUGGAUGGAAAGGCAAACCUCGCCGUAGGAAGCGGCGGAGGAGACGAAGUAGGGUACGCAUGUCCCGAGCUAGACGUAUGGGAAGCGAACAGGAUUUCGCAAGCGUACACGGUGCACAACUGCCAAGACGAGCAAGCGCGGCUCUGUCAUGGGGCGAAAUGUGGGGGUUUAUGCGACGGGUCGGGGUGUGAUUAUGCCUCUUUCCGCAUGGGCAACACGAGCUUCUACGGGCCGUCGAAGAUCGUCGACACCGCCAAGAAAUUCACCGUCGUCACUCAAUUCAUUACCGCCGAUAACACCGAUAGAGGGGAGCUGGUAGAGAUCCGGAGGUUUUAUCGCCAAGAUGGUCGGCUGAUCCCGAACAGUAGAGUCAACCUUCCCAACGCAUCGCCUUUCGACUCGAUCACCGACGAGUUUUGCCAGCAAAUGGAGAGCGUCGUGGGGCAUGCGAAAGGGUUCCGAACGCUCGGCGGCCUGCGAAAGAUGGGCGCUUCGAUGCGCAAUGGGAUGGUUCUCGUGAUGACCGUUUGGGCCGAUCAGGUUCGAGGGAUGAGUUGGUUGGACGGCCAGAAUCCGGAUAAGAAUGAUGCUGGAGUCGAAUUUUCAAAUAUUAGAGUCGGUCCCAUUGGGUCAACUUCCGAACCAUAG